AUGAUGAACAGGAAUGCGAGGGAAUCUCUGGUCGGAGGGAGGAAUAUUCCGUUCGGGUCGCAGCACCGGCGAGGUCUGGGCUUGAAUUUGGCUAAAGAAUCCGACGAAGGCAGCUUGGAUCUCUUCUCGAAGAAUCGCCGGACGCUCUCUGUAACUUCCUCCGAUGAGUCUUCUGAUGUUUCGGUGAAAUUGGGGAGGCUUUCAGUUGGAUCGGCCAAAGUGGGAAGGACUGGCAUUGAUGAUCUGCUGUCAUCUGCAGAGGGUGGAAAGCACGAUUAUGACUGGUAA
Prunus armeniaca (apricot) is the source of this 288-nucleotide messenger RNA. Lineage: Eukaryota; Viridiplantae; Streptophyta; Magnoliopsida; Rosales; Rosaceae. The record is from the annotation of a GenBank genome assembly.